This is a messenger RNA of Trachemys scripta elegans, 2030 nucleotides long. It is a transcript of the gene METTL6, whose product is annotated as methyltransferase like 6. Lineage: Eukaryota; Metazoa; Chordata; Testudines; Emydidae. Bases 628 to 1521 code for a protein of 297 amino acids. The record is from RefSeq and is a predicted model, not a curated record. The transcript is spliced from 7 exons.
AACACCGUUAGUUAAUAUUUUCCUUGUGUAAACUUGGCCAAUGAAAAUGAUCAAUUUGGAGUGUUUUUGGUCUGUCUUGUUAAAAAAUGUAUCUGCUUCUCUUUAUUGUCUGACAGAGCACAUUGUAAAGCCUAUUAGUUUACUCAGACUUUUUUUGACUCUGUAGGCUGAGUUGUGAGGUUUUUGUUCUUGCAGGGUUUGGGAGUCUUGUUAGUAUAACUUUGUCAUAGAUUUUUUAAGACCAGAAGGGAUCAAAUAGUCUGACAUCCUGUAUAACUGACCAAAUAAUUUUGACCUUGUUUUAACUUGAUUUUGUAUACAUCUUUAAACUUCGUAUUUGUGAAUGUAUAAUGUCAUGACAUCACUAAAUAAAUAAAAUAUAACAUUUUUGCUUUGGUGAGAUAUUGUUGGUUUUUACGUAAAAAUGGGGAUGCUGUCUUCACCCUUUGUUUUACGUUUUUGAAUUUCAGAGAAAUCUUAGGAAAGUCAAGUCCGAUCUUGCCUGGUUUUGCUGGAGGACGUUCAUGGAAGUUUCAGAAAAGGCCUUGAUUGUUUUGUCUGAAAUCAAAGAUGGAAAUAUACACCUGAGGAAAAAAAACACUUUAAAUCUGCUUUGUCUGUAUUCAUAUGGAUGAAUCCAGGAUGUUCCAAGAAAACACAUUUGAUAAUUACUUAAAUUCAGCAGCCCCAAUUUGUGAAGAUGGUGCUUUCCAAAAGAAAGGGCACAGUGCAAGGACCCUUAGCCCUGAAGAAGCUGAGAAACUGGCAAGAGAUCAAGCCUUGGUGUCUGACUUCAAAAAACUGAAACUGGAGAAAGAUGCACAGAAGAACUGGGAUCUAUUUUACAAAAGAAACAGCACAAACUUCUUUAAAGACAGGCAUUGGACAACUAGAGAAUUUGAAGAUCUAAAAGCAUGCUGGGAGUUUGAAGAUCAGAAACUGACCAUUCUUGAAGCAGGCUGUGGGGUUGGAAAUUGCUUGUUUCCACUUUUAGAAGAGGACUUGAAUAUCUUUGCUUAUGCCUGUGAUUUCUCUCCAAGAGCUGUUGAGUAUGUAAAGAAGAACACUUUAUAUAAUAUUGAGAGAUGUAAAGUAUUCCAAUGUGAUCUGACCAAAGAUGACCUUCUGGAAAAUAUUCCAGCGGAUUCUGUGGAUGUUGCCACAUUAAUAUUUGUGCUUUCUGCCAUUCACCCUGACAAGAUGCACCUUGCCUUGCAAAAUAUUUAUAAGGUAUUAAAACCAGGCAAAUGUGUCUUAUUUAGAGACUACGGGCUCUAUGAUCAUGCAAUGCUUAGGUUUAAAUCUGGCAGCAAACUUGGAGAAAACUUUUAUGUUAGACAAGAUGGGACAAGAUCAUAUUUCUUUACUGAUGAGUUCUUGUCUCAUCUCUUUAUGGCUGUAGGAUAUGAGCAAGUGGUCAAUGAGUACGUGCUACGAGAAACUGUGAAUAGGAAAGAAGGUCUGCGUGUUCCAAGGGUUUUUCUUCAGAGCAAAUUUCGAAAGCCUCUAAGUGAAGCAUGAGUAUUUGCUAAUGAGCCACAGAAAUGCUUGUUUAAAUGGGGCGGUGAGGGGGGGGAAUUCUAGUGUGGUGUUUUUCCUUGGCUGUACUAUCCUGGAGUCUGCUAAACCAGAAUGACAGAUCAUGUUUUCCAGCCUUCUGUUGUUUUUGAUCCUUGGGUAUAGAAGAUGAGAGUGACUGUUAGAAUACAAUUUUAAGAUAGGAUAAAGAUACAUAUAUACAAUCAACCUCUUUGAGUGCCUAAAUUUCCCCUUUUUAAAGUAAAUUCUAUGCACCAUUGUUAGAGGCUCUUGUGUGAUUUUAAUAUAAAAAUGGUUUAAAUAAGACAGUCUGUUUUUAAAUAAUUCUCCAAGGAUUUUGCAUAGGAUUGUAAUUUUCAUUAAGGAAAGUAUGUUGUUGAGCAUAAACUGGCUAAAUGUUAAUUAUAAACCGCUGUUUCCACUAGUUGUAAGAAUGGAUUAGUGUUGUGUUCCUUCUCUUUCAUAUUAAAACUAUUUUAUAUUUCUGCUAA